GGCGGACCAGACAGCCGCCGAUCAUCGCCCACAUCUGUCGGCAUGAUCUUCCUAACGAUGAUCGCUCGGGUGGCGGACGGCCUGCCGCUGGCCGCGUCCAUGCAGGAGGAUGAGCAGUCAGGAAGAGAUCUGCAGCAGUACCAGAGUCAGGCCAAGCAGCUGCUCCGUAAACUGAACACUCAGAGUCCGGACCGCUGCGUGCUGGAGGCUGGGGACAUGAACUUCUAUUAUUUCAUAGCCCAUGGCGUGUGCUGCCUGUCGCUCUGUGAAGCCUCUUUUCCUAAAAAGAUGGCUUUUGGGUACCUAGAGGACCUCCACGGUGAAUUCUACGAGCAGUACGGAAAGAGAGUAGCCACGGUGACGAGGCCAUACACCUUCAUAGAGUUUGAUACAUACAUCCAGAAAACAAAGAGGUCUUACGUUGACAGCAGGGCCCGGAGGAACCUGAGCAGCAUCAACACAGAGCUGCAGGACGUCCAGAGAAUCAUGGUGGCAAAUAUUGAGGAUGUUCUGCAAAGAGGAGAAGCUCUUUCUGCUCUGGAUACUAAAGCCAGCAACCUCUCCAGCCAGGCCAAGAAGUACCGCAGCGACGCCAAGUUCCUCAACACCCGCUCCACCUAUGCUAAAGUGGCUGCUGCGGCGGUGGUCUUCAUCACGCUCAUCAUCUACGUGCGGUUUUGGUGGCUUGGAUGAAUAGACAAAGGCUCUGAUCGGAGGAAAGCCUCGUUUUCCUCUGAGAACUUUAUCUGAACCUGUUCCACCCAGAGACUC
Molecule: messenger RNA, 771 nt
Organism: Fundulus heteroclitus (mummichog)
Lineage: Eukaryota; Metazoa; Chordata; Actinopteri; Cyprinodontiformes; Fundulidae
Gene: sec22ba
Product: SEC22 homolog B, vesicle trafficking protein a
Exons: 5
Coding region: 43-693 (216 amino acids)
Biological process (GO): vesicle fusion with Golgi apparatus; retrograde vesicle-mediated transport, Golgi to endoplasmic reticulum; endoplasmic reticulum to Golgi vesicle-mediated transport
Cellular component (GO): Golgi membrane; endoplasmic reticulum-Golgi intermediate compartment; endoplasmic reticulum membrane
Molecular function (GO): SNAP receptor activity
Source: RefSeq, a predicted model, not a curated record